Molecule: messenger RNA, 1699 nt
Organism: Myodes glareolus (Bank vole)
Lineage: Eukaryota; Metazoa; Chordata; Mammalia; Rodentia; Cricetidae
Source: RefSeq, a predicted model, not a curated record
GCUGGGCGGACGUGACGCCGGGCUCGAGCCGUGGGCUGCGCGGGGACGCCGUCACACCUGCCUCUUGCUCAGGAAUGGGUCUGCUGGUCGCAGCCAGCAGCAUGAUUCUGCUAGUGGUCCUGAUGCUGUCUGCGGAGGCCGCGAGCAGAGCCGUGACUAGCACCGAGGAUCCAGAGACGCCCACGGUGCCUGCACCAACGAAUGUUCUGAUUACAUCUUAUAACUUGAACCCUGUCCUGUGCUGGGAAUACCAGGAUAUGCCACAGACUCCCACUUUUACUGUGCAGAUAAAGAACUAUGGGGUCCUAUAUACAAGUCAUCCCAUCAAUAUGGAGGAUUGCGAUGAAGAUGGGUGCCAGUUCAACAUCUCAGUGUCCGCACUGGAUUCCAGAUACUGUGUCUCGGUAGAUGGACUCUCAGAAUUCUGGGACGUUACAACAGAAAAAUCAGAGGACGUCUGUGUUUCCCUUGUCCAUAACAGCAGAAACAGCAGAAAGGAUUCGACUUGGAUUAUGGUUGCUGCUCUUGUAAUCUCUUCCUUAUUUGUUUUCCUGAUAUUUGUAUACUGGUACAUGAAGAAGAAUCCAUGUAAAAGAAAAAGCAUAGCGCUACCUAAGUCCUUGCUCUCUGUUGUAAAAAAUGCCACCUCAGAGACAAAACCUGAAUCCAAGUAUACAUCACUUGUCACAUCGUGCCAGCCAGCUGUGCUGGAGAAUGAGACAGUGGUCUGUGAAGAGCACCUGUCCACGGUGGCCCUGCCAGGCGACCCAGGAACAACAGAACACGAAAAACUUUCCAGCGAAGCAGAGCCUAUGAUCCCCGAGGGAAGCACUGCAGUGGCCCCCGACAGCCCUCCAAUGCUAAUACAGAGAGGCAGUUCUUCCAUUUUGAGUAGUAACCAGUCGGAGUCCUGUAGCCUCACUCUCUACCACUCCAGAAGCGGCUCCGACAGCGGCCUCGUGGGAUCGGGCAGCUCCAUAGCCGACUCCGAAUUCCUCCCGCACAAUAACCCAGAAACAAAGACACCAGAACAAGAGCCCGCACCGGUGAGGAAGGCUCCCACCUCCUUUGGUUAUGAUAAACCGCACGUGCUAGUGGAUGUGCUUGUGGAUGGCGGCGAUGGGAAGGAGUCUUUGAUUGGGUAUAGACUCCCAACAGAUGCCAAGGAGCCAUCCUAAGACCACAUGAGUUCAGCCGACGGCGAAGGAUCUGAUUUUCCUUGGUUUUUCUGCUUUGAUUUCAUGAAAAGGAGUUGUACCUUAGCUGAUACUAACGACAUGGAAUGUCUUGAUUUAGAUCCAUGUGUAAGGAGCCUGUGGGCACUGCUGAGUUUACUCUGCAGACUUUGAGACUUUUUUAAAGGAAUGUAUCGUUGCUUAUGAGAUCCUUUCUGGGUCCAUUACCAGCGGUGAAUUUUCCUCUAUUAACUUUGCUUCCUGCAGUUGCUGCUUCUCCGUCCUUAGCACCUCAAGGGACAUGUUGGGCAGUUUUUUUUCAUAUGCCUUCACAAUUGUAAGUUCGUGUAUAUAGUAUGUUUAUAAGGCUCAUUUUGAUGGGGAAGCUGACAGCUACUCAAAGUUGGACUUUAGAGUUUACUUCAAGCUGACAGAAUUUGAUAGAGCCUCUCAGUGGAAGUUUGUACAUAUUUUUUUAUGGAGCAUUACUUAUUAUUUUUAAGUAAAAUUCUUUGAAACCAAAA